This is a messenger RNA of Symbiodinium pilosum, 210 nucleotides long. The record is from the annotation of a GenBank genome assembly. NCBI's taxonomy places the organism in Eukaryota, Dinophyceae, Suessiales, Symbiodiniaceae.
AUGACACUCGCAGACGACGUCAACCUGGAAGAGUUCGUAGUUGCCAAGGACGACCUCAGCGGUGCAGACAUCAAGGCCAUCUGCACCGAAGCCGGCAUGUUGGCCCUCCGGGAACGAAGGAUGAAAGUGACCCAGGCAGACAUGAGAAAAGCAAAGGAGAAGGCGCUGUACAAAAAGAAGGGGUCAUACCCCGAGGGAAUGUACCUCUAG